AAUUAAUGGAUAGUUUCUGCUUUGGCUUUUCUUGGAGAUAUUCUUUUUACUACUGGUUUGAUUUGUUUGAUUGGCCUUGUGGGUCAGGGAAGCAUUGAAGUGGUGGAGGAUCAAUAAACAAGACUUGUUUUUAACUUCGUGACGACAGGGACAAGAGUCUUUAAAUCAUGCAGACUCCAAAAGCAAGAAAUGGAUCUUCUGAAGUGCCACAAAGGGUCUCUCCUCGGGCCGUUCGUCAAGUCAAGCCAACCACUCUAGAGACUGAAGCUGUAUCUACUUCAAAUCCAGCUAGUAGAACUUCAAAAGAGAAAAGCCCCAAAGUUGUUGAGCGCCGUUCAACUAGAAGCCCAGUCUCUGAGAAUAAGCGCCCAAGCAGAAUAUCUGAAUUGGAGGUACAUAUUUCUCAACUUCAAGAAGAACUACAUAAGGUAAAGGAUCAGCUAAGUUUGUCUGAAUCAUGCAAGAAGCAAGCUCAGAAAGAUGUCGAGGAGUCCAAGAAGCAACUGUUGGCCAUGUCUGCAAAGCUCGAAGAGUCCCAAAAGCAGCUUCUUGAGCUGUCUGCUUCUGAAGGAACUCGUGUUAUUGAGCUCCAAAAGAUCUCACAAGAACGGGAUCAAGCAUGGCAAUCAGAGGUUGAAGCUAUCCAGAAGCAGCAGUCUCUCGACUCAGCUGCUCUGGCCUCUGCCAUGAAUGAGGUUCAGCAACUUAAGGAUCAGCUUGAAAUGGUGGUGGAAUCUGAGGCUGCACAGACCAAGCAAGCUGAAUCAGCACAUUUGGAGCUCCAGAGCUUGAAAGGAAACCUGGUAGAAACACUUUCUCUUGUAGCGAACAUGAAAAACCAGCUAAAGGAUAGCCAAGAAUCAGAAGCUCAGGCCCAAGCAUUGGCUAGUGAAACUCUGCUACAACUAGAAGCUGCAAAAAAGACUGUUGAAGCACUUAGGUCGGAAGGCAUGAAGGCUGUUGAAGCUUACAACUCCAUUGCUUCAGACUUAGACCAGUCAAGGGAACGUGCUUAUUCACUGGAAGGACUUGUUAACAAACUUAAGGCUGGGUUAACUGAUGCUAGUGGCAUCCACUCUCCAGAUUCUGAUGGUGAUCGUAUUAUUGUUAAGCAUCAAGCUGGAGAAAGUGAGAAACCUGAGGAAUCUCACCAGCUUGAAGUGGAGAUUUCUUCUUUGAAGUCUGAAGUGGCUCGGUUAAGAUCUGCUCUUGAAACUGCUGAGAUUAAAUGCUAUGAAGAACAAAUCCAAAGCACUGUACAGAUAAAGAGUGUUCAUGAUCUGGUGGAGCAGAUAAAAUCUGAAGCAAGCUCGAGAGAGGCUGAGCUGUCAGCUGAGCUAGAGAAAGCAAACUUUGAUAUUGCUGACUUGAAGGCAAAUCUGAUGGAUAAGGAAACUGAGUUGCAGUGUAUUUCAGAGGAAAAUGAAGAGCUUCAAAUGAAGCUUGAGAAAAACCUGUCAUGCCAGAGAGAAUCAGAACUUGAAAAAGAACUAAAGGUAUUGAAGGAAGCUGUCGUUGAUCUGAAGGCAAAUAUGAUGGAUAAGGAGACAGAACUUCAAAAUAUAUCAGAGGAGAAUGAGAUGCUCAGGUUGGAAAUCAGUAAAAGGGAAAUGAACAAAGGUAAAACAAAUGCUAAGGUGGCUGCUGAGCUAGAGGUGGCAAGGGCUGCAGAGCGAGAAGCUAUUAUGAAGCUUGGGCUUGCAGUGGAGGAGGCAGAUAAGAAUAACAGGAGAGCUGCCAGGGUGGCUGAACAGCUUGAGGCUGCACAGACUGCCAAUUCAGAAAGGGAGGCAGAGUUGAGAAGAUUAAAGGUGCAAACUGACCAGUGGCGCAAGGCUGCAGAAGCAGCUGCUGCAAUGCUUUCAGCAGGUAAUAAUGGGAAGUUCAUAGAGAGAACUGGUUCAUUGGAUAGCAAUUAUAAUCCAGUUACAGGAAAGGUUAGCUCACCUUAUGCUGAAGAUAUGGAUGAUGAUUUGCUGAAGAAGAAAAAUGGGAACAUGCUAAAGAAGAUUGGGGUCUUGUGGAAGAAGCCACAGAAAUAGAACAACACCACGAGAUACUUUCUGGUACGGUGAUCAGCCAAGUCUUUGCUGUGAAACUCACAAUGAGCACUAUUUGGAAGUUUCAUAGUUAUAUUAUGAUGAUGGAAGAACACUGGUGAUAGCAUAUUUUCUUUCUUUUCUUUUUCUUUUCCUCGGAUAUGUAAAAUGUGGGUGUCGUCACCUUGUGCUUAAAGGAUCAAACUUUUACCUCUUGACAAUGCGAGUUGUGGUGGUUUUGACUUGGAUUCCAUAGUUAUUCUGUUAAGCUGCUUGCUUAAUAUGGCCAUCAUUCAUCAUUUGCUAAGUGCUAAUAUGAAUCAUCAGUUUUUUUUACCUUGGUACUCUCCUUCCAUUCCAUGAGGUAAUGAUAUGCGGUAAGUUAUAGUGGCACACACU
Durio zibethinus is the source of this 2438-nucleotide messenger RNA. RefSeq names its product interactor of constitutive active ROPs 3-like. Lineage: Eukaryota; Viridiplantae; Streptophyta; Magnoliopsida; Malvales; Malvaceae. The record is from RefSeq and is a predicted model, not a curated record.